Messenger RNA from Closterium sp. NIES-65, 315 nucleotides. NCBI's taxonomy places the organism in Eukaryota, Viridiplantae, Streptophyta, Zygnematophyceae, Desmidiales, Closteriaceae. The record is from the annotation of a GenBank genome assembly.
AUGAUAUUUCAGUUGAGAUAUGCUCUGCUGAAGUUGGUAUCUCAAUCAAGGGAUGCUCAGGUGCUAUCUCAGAAGCUGGAUCCAGGAGGCGUGUCCAACUACACGGUGACGUUUGUGGAUUGGACGGAGCGCAAGUGGCAUCCCAAGGCCUACUCCGUGGACAACACCACCUCGCUCCUUCUCAGGCAAAUCAAGUGCGAGGAUCGGUACAUUGCAUGGCGUCCCUACUGGCAUCGCAUUCGCCAGUCGUACAAGAGUCAUCUGGUGAGAGGGUUGCCCAGGUUUGAUGGGUGUUGUGGUGCAGUGCGCUGCUGA